AUGAGCCACGGCCGUCUGAUCCAUUUCACCCGGGCGGCGGACAAGGGGCAGGAGGAGGGCGACGAGCGGCGAUCCCCCCGCCCCGGGCAUCAACGGGGCCUGGACGGCGAGCAGGCGAAGAGUUUCUACGAGGGACUUCUGGCGUCCAGCGGCCAGGCCGCCUCCAGACCCAGACCCAGACCCAACCCGGUCCGUCAGCGCUCGGACGUGCGGAGGAGAGCGAGAGGAUUUGCAGAGCACGCUUCCUACAGUGAGGGCAGCGGUGGUCAGGCGGAGGGAGCGCAGAGGCGUGGACACCUGUUGCUGAAGGCGGCCCAGCACGGCGACCUGAGGACUCUCCGGAGGCUGCUGGAGAAGGGAGCCUGCGACAUAAACUUCCGGGAUGGCUUCUACUGGACCGCCACCAUGUGCGCUGCUCACAGCGGACAGUCGGAGGCAGUGGGCUACCUGCUGGACAACGGGGCCGCCUGGAUCGGGGUUUGCGAUGCCGCUGGUCGCGACGCCCUGGACCUGGCCCGGCAGGCGGGGCAUGCAGCAGUUGCCGCUCUCCUGGAGGGGUACCGGGGAUGUCGGAACUGGCCAGGGGGACGAGAGGACCAGAGGGCGAGGCCGCCACAGAAGAAGUUUUGCCAGGCCUGCAGACUGGAAUACCAGGAGGACACUGUUGAGCAGCACGAGAGCUCAACACUGCACCUGCUCAGCACGAGCGAUAAGCUGCCAGCAACCCACUACUUCAUUCCCGAAAGCAACGUCGGCUUCCAGAUGCUGCUGAAGGGCGGCUGGGACCAGGAGACGGGACUCGGGCCAGACGGGAAGGGCCGGAAGUUUCCCGUCAGAACGGUGCUCAAGAGGGACCAGAAGGGGCUGGGCUUCCAGACUGACCUGAGGCCGAAGGUCACCCACUUCGACGCUCGCGACCCUGAGGCUGUGCAGCUGCCGAGGAGCGCCGUCGGCCGUGCGCCAAGGGCCGCCACCGUCAGCAGGAGGGAGGAGCGCAGGCGAGAGGCGAGGCAGAAAGCCUGGGAGAGGGAUCUGAGGAUGCACAUGAACUUUUAGGGACUCCUGUUGAUUUUGAAAUAUUUGAUUAAAAGCCAGUCAGUGUUAAGAACACGGAACUGUACUGACCUUUAAGUCCACAAUGUUGUGCUGACUUUUUAACCUACUCCAAGAUCAAUCUCACAUAGCCCUCCAUUUUCCUAUCGUCUGUGUACCUAUCUAAGGGUUUCUUGUGUAUCAGCCUCUGCCACCACCCCUAACAGGGUGUUCCACACACCCACCACUCUGACACCCCCCUCUCAAAUCACCUUAAAGUUCUGCCCCCUUGGGUAUACCCACCCUGGUAACAACCCUCUGUCUAUCCACUCGAUUUGUGCCUCUGACCAUCGAGGUUGCCGGGUAAACUGGUCCCUGCCAAGUGGCCCUGGUGUGUGGGUGAGGGGUAGGGUGGGGAGAACAAUGAACUUGUGUUUAAUGUGGGAGUGGUGUGAAGGGGUAUGAAAGGGUCUGCAUCUCUAUUUCUCUAUGAAACGUUCCCCCAUCUUGUUUUGUUUUAAAGAUCAGCUUUAUUUGUUACGCGCAGAGAAUGACCAACGCUCUCCGAGGAUGUGUCGGGGGCAGCCGCUGGUUUCACUGUGCUUCUAGUGUCGAGAUAGCAUGCCCACAACUCACAAACCCUAACCAUACGUCUUUGGAAAGUGGGUGGAAAUGGGAGCACUCAAAGCAAACCCACACAAUCACAGGAAGAACUGGCAGACAGUGACCAGAAUCGAACCUGGAUCACUUCAAAGCAUCAUGCUGGCUGUGACGCUCAGAUCCAUCCCUGGGAGGACUCAACCAGGGACGGUGAUGCCAGUGUCCCGGAGGGUGAAAAUUUAAUCUGUCUCAUCAUGUCCUUCCACAUGCAAGUUGGCAGCGGUGUUUUACUGCACUGAACUACCUGCCUGUGAGGUGCUGAGGGCUCGAGCUGAAGCUCUCGGCGGUCCAAGAUGACCAGAUCGAAUGUUGUCUGCAAAGACGCUAACUUCUGCGAUCAGAUUCCAGUUUAUUGUUCACAUGCACGUUAGAAUAUACAGUGAAAGGCACUAUUGGCAUUAACGACUAACCCAAGGAUGUGCUGGAGACAGCCGGAGUUAGAUAUGGCCCUUGUGGCUAAAGGGAUCAGGGGGUAUGGAGAGAAGGCAGGUACAGGGUUCUGAGUUGGAUGAUCAGCCAUGAUCGUACUGAAUGGGGGUGCAGGCUCGAAGGGCCGAAUGGCCUACUCCUGCACCUAUUUUCUAUGUUUCUAUGUCACCACACAUUUCAGCACCAAUGCCGUAAACCUACAGUAUUUGAGAAGGAAUUUCUUUAGUGAGAGCAUUUUGUUUUUUUGAAUUUAUUUAGAGAUGGUGUGGAAUGCUGCCCAGCAUUUCCCCUGGUUUAAUCCUAGCCUAGUCACUGGACAAUUUACAAUAACCAAUUAGCCUCCCAACCUGUACGUCUUUGAACUGUAGGAGGAAACCGGAGAACAGCGAGGAAUCGCACGUGGUCACAGGGAGAACGUAUAAACUCCUGACAGGCCGUGGCAGCAAUUGGGCCUGGGUCGCUGGUACUGUGAAGCGUUGUGCUAACUACACGACCAUGGCUGUCAAUCUGUGGAAUUUGUGCAAGAGUUAGUAAAAUAUAAAGCCUGUUUGUUUUGCUCUUUAAUGGCAAGUUUAUAUCUUCAACACUGGCAUAACUGUAGAGAAAGGUGUUAGCUGAGAAAGUGACAUCCUUUUGCGUGAAUCUGCCAAGGGAAUCACUAAAUAUACCUGCCCUGAGAUAGCACAAGUGAAUUGUACACACUCAGACACUGCAUCAUUGUUACUGUGGUAACACGCUGCAAGCUUUCACUGCUAAUGUAAAGGUUUCUCUGAAGCUGCAAUGUUUGGGUUGGACUAGCGAUAACGGAGUUUGAAAUCUGGGGGCUAUCCGGUGAGAGAGAUGUUGUUUGUUCUUGUGAGUCUGGAAGAGAGAGUUUUGCCGUCUUUUGCCAGCGAGACUCCAGCUCUCCGGGUCACGGAGGCACACAAGCUCCAGGCAACAACAGAGCUGUGCUCCUCUCGGAGGAGUGACCUUAUAGAGCUGUAUCAAAUCAGGAGGGGCUUAGAAUGGGGUCAGUCCUCUCUCCCGCACCCCCCCCCCAGGGAGAAGAAUCAGGAACCUCACACAAGAUUUCAAGGAUCCAGAGUCAGGAAGGGGGUAUUGGGCUGAGAUCUGAGAGCAGGGAGAUACAGCCUGCUGCUGGUCACAGUGAGAAGAGGGAAGGUCCAGGCAGUGACAGGGUCACCUGGGUGGUUUCUGUGUUCUGGAGAUCAGAAAGUCUCGUGGUGGGGUCAAACAGGUGGGAAAGGUGGGGGCUGUCUCUAAAACAUGGACAUUGCCAGGACCCGAGGACCUGAGUGAAAGGGGAGAGGUUGAACAGUUUAGGACCGUAGUCCUUCGAACAUAGAUGAUUGAGGGGAGAUUUGAUAGAUCUGUACAAAAUUAUGUGGGGUUAUAGAUAGGGUAAGUGAAAGCAGGCCUUUCCACUGAGUUUCCCCAACAUCACAUCCCCGCUCUCAUAUUCUAUACCUCUAGAAAUGAAGCCAACAUUUCAUUCAACUUCUUCACCACCAACUCAACCUGGAGGUUAACCUUUCGGGUAUCUCACACAAGGACUCCCAGGUCCCUUUGCAUCUCUGCAUUUUGAAUUCCCUCCCCAUCUAAAUAAUAGUCUACCAUUUUAUUUCUUCCACCAAAGAGCAUGACCAUACACUUUCCAACAUUGUAUUUCAUUUGCCACUUCUUUGCCCAUUCCCUUAAACUAUCUAAGUCUCUCUCUGUUUCCUCAACACCACCCGCUCCUCUACCUAUCUUUGUAUCAUCGGUAAAUUUAGCCACAAGUCCAUUAAUCCCAUAGUCCAAAUCAUUGACUUACAUUGUUAAAACCAGUGGUCCCAACGGUGACCCUGUGGAACUCCACUGGUAACCGGCAACCAGCCAGAAUAGGAUCCCUUUAUUCCCACUCUUUGUUUUCUGCCGAUGAACCAAUGCUCCACCCAUGCUAGUAACUCCCCUGUAAUUCCAUGGGAUCUUAUCUUGCUAAGCAGCCUCAUGUACGGCUCCUUGUCAAAAUCCAAGUACACCACAACUAUUGCAUCUUGUAAUUUCCUCAAAAAAUUGCAGUAGAUUAGUCAGGCAGGAUUUUCCUUUCAGAAAACCAUUCUGGCUUUGGCCUAUCUUGUCAUGUGCCUACAGGUACUCCGUAAUCUCAUCCUAACAAUUGAUUCCAACAACUUCUCAACUACUGAUGUCAGACUACAGGUCUAUAGUUUCCUUUCUGCUGCCUCCCACCCUUCUUAAAUAGCGGAGUAACAUUUGCAAUUUUCCAGUCAUCUGGUACAAUGCCAGAAUCUAUCGAUUCUUGAAAGAUCAUUGUUAAUGCCUCCACAAUCUCUCCAGCUACUUCCUUCAGAACCUGAGGGUGCAUUCUAUCAGGUCCAAGAGAUUUAUCCAUCCUCAGACCAUUAAUUUACUGAGCACCUCUUCAGUCAUAAUUUUCACUACCCAUACUUCAUCUCCCUGACACUCUUGAAUGUCCGGUAUACUGCAGAUGUCUUCCACUGUGAAGACUGAUGCAAAAUGCGUAUUUAGUUCCUAUAUCUACCCUCAACUCUCUUUUACCCUUUAUAUAGUUAAAAAAGCUUUUUGUAUCUUCUCUGAUAUUAGUCACCAGUUUCCUUUAAUUAUUCAUCUUUUCCUUCCUAAUGACCUUCUUAGUUUCCUUCUGCAAGUUUUUAAAAACUUCCCAAUCCUCUGUCUUCUCACUAGCUUUGGCUUCCUUGCAUGCCCUCUCUUUUGCUUUUACUUUGGCUCUGACUUCACUUGUCAGCCUCAGCAGUGUCCUUCCUUUUGAAAUUUUCUUCUUAUUUGGAAUGUAUGUCUUGCACUUCCCUCAUUUUUCGCAGAAACUCUGUCCUUUCUGCUAGUGUCCCUUUCCAGUCAACUCUGGCCAGUUCCCCCUCAAGCCACUGUAAUUUCCUUUAUUCCACUGAAAUGCCGACACAUUGGAAUUCAGUUUCUAUGUUGUAAAGGGAACCUUUUCUGGUUUGCUACUGUAACUAAUGGGGUCUGUGUUGGGACUGCUUUUAUAUGUCAGUGACUUGGGUGAUGGAAUUGAUGGCUUUGUGGCCAAAUUUGCGGAUGAUACGAAAAUAGAUAGAGGGGCAGGUAGUGUUGAGCAGAGGCUGCAGAAGGACAGAUUGAGAGAACGGGGGAAAUGUGGCAGAUGGAAUGCAGGGUAAGGAAGUGUAUGGUCAUACACUUUGUUAGAAGAACUGGAAGCUUAGACUAUUUUCUAGAUGGGGAGAACACGAUGCUGCCGGUGUGAAUUCGGCAGCUUUUUCUGAUCUGGUGCAGUGGCUUCAGCAUACCAGAUGGUGAUACAACCAGUCAGAACGGUCUCCACGUUGUUCCUGUACAACCAGUUAUCAAUUAAGAUAAAAAGCACGCGUGCGGGAAGUGGAUAAACUGCUGUAUUCACAGAGCAGCGGGUGAGAGACAGCUUGUGUAGUCUACAGAUCAAUUUGCAUGGGCAAGCUAUCAGUCCAUAUAUAGUGGUAAGGGGAGUCAUUGCUCUAAAAGAAAUAGAUCCAUACAUUACUCUCCACGGUACACCUGUAAAAAUUUGUGAUUGUGUUGCUAAUCUUCUCAGACUCCUAAUGAAAUAUAGUCACUGUUGUGCCUUCUGUGCAACUGCAGCAACGUGUUGGACUCAAGAUAGAUCCUCAGAGAUAUGGAUACCCAGGAUCUUGAAGCUGCUCACUUCCAUUCGUCCCUCAAUGAGGACUGGUGUGUUCCCGUGACCUCAAUCAAUUCCUUAGUGUUUCUGAUGUUCAGAGCAAGGCUGUUGAGCGACACCACUCAACCAGCUGAUCUGCCUUGCUCCGGUGUGUCACCUCCUCGUCACCGUCUGCUGCUCUGACAACUAGAGUUGAGCCAGCGGCAGAUUUUCAGAUGUCAUUUGAGCUGUGCCUGGCAUCAUGGUCAGGCGUAGAGAGAGUGGGGCAGGGUGACUAAGCACACAUCCUUGAAGUGCGCCCAUGUUCAUAGACAGCGAGGUGUUAUUACCCAUCUGUACAGCCAGUGGACCUGCGGUUAGGAAGCCGAGGGUCCAGUUGUAGAGGGACGUAAAGAGACCCAGGCGUUGGAGCUUUUUAAUCAGAACUGGAGGAAUUAGUAUUGUCCAGGUGAUCCAAGGCCACGUGAUGACCCACUGGAGACCAACUGUGGUGAUAGGCAAAUUGCACUGGAUACAACACAACGGAUGGAUGAAUAUGAAACAGGAAAGUAUCCGGGAUAUCAACAAAGAAAAUAGAUCAUAGCGUAAUAAAGGGAAAACAGGACAGAAUUUACUCCAAGGCUUAAGAAAAUCUGCUAUAGAGCUCCACAGGGUCCUGUGAUCACAAAAGCCUGUUGGACAUUGUUAAUGUGAAAUACUGCAAUCCCGAUUCGCUGAUUUAUUGAUGGGCAGCGGGGAGCUGUGUGACCUCGGUCAUUGCAAGGACUAGGUCUGAAGGCUCAGUAUCGCCUGGUUGGAGUCGGUGGUUCGAGCGAGGUGCCGGGGUCAGUGUGGCGUGGUGUCCAAGCUGGAGUCAGUGCUGCCCCCCCCUCCCCGGGUGUUCGGUCUGCAGAAGACAAGCCACAUUCUGUUUGACCACAGACAAUGAUUUUUUUUUUGUGUGACUAUUUUACUAAGACUUUAAAUAUGUUAUAUGCAGUGAGUGUCUGGAGGCACUUGACCCCAGAGUUAUGCUGUUCUGUUUGGCUGUAUACAUAGGUAACCCUUAUGAUUUAAUGACAGUUAAACGUGAACUUGUGCCUUGGCUUUACCCAUGAGAGAGGGAGAGCGAGAGAAUAUCAGACAUCAGUCCCCAGACACUGAGGAGGUAGGAAAGGUCAUCCCACCCCAGGUCUGGGGCCAGUACUAAGGUCACCAGUCUGCACAAAAGAGCUGGGUUCAAUUCCGAGCUCAGGCACUGUCUGUGUGCAGUUUGCAUGCCCCGCUGUAAUUACAUGGGUUUCCCCUGGUGUGCCCCAGUUUCCUUCCUAUCCCAAAGACAUGAGGUCAGGUUGCUUAAUUGGUUGAUACAAGUUGUUCCUUGCGUGACAGACUUUUCGGCAGGGUAGGGGACUCCAAAACCAGGGGGUACAGAUUAGGGGUGAGAGGAGACAAUUUAAGAACUUGAGAGGCAAUUUCUUCACCAGAGUACAGUGAGUUUAUGGAAUGAGCUGCCAGAGGAUGUGGUUGAGGUGAGUACAAAACUAUCAUUUUAGAAGCCUUGGGAAGGUACAGGGAGGGGUGAGGCAUGGAGGGAUAUGGACCAGACACAGGAAAUUGGACUGAACAUCAGAGAUUGUGCAGAUGCAGGAGAUCCAGGGUGACACACACAAAGUGCUUGAGGAACUCAGCAGGUCAGGAUGGCGAGACGGCCUACAGGGAUGAGGCGGCCGCGUGCUGUGCAGAUGAUAACACCCAGAAGACCAAGGAGAUCAUUGUGGACCAGGCAUGCUAGGAGCCACAUUUGCAUCCCCAUCUACAUCAAUGGAGCUGGAGUGAAGAGUGUAUAAAGCUUCAAAUUCCUUGGCAUCUACAUUUCCGAGGAUCUCACCUGGUCCCUGAACUCCUCCAUCCUGAUCAAAAAGGCACAACAGCACCUUUAUUUCCUGUGGAGCAUGAAGAAAGCUCACCUCUGUCCCAGGAUGCUGACAGACUUUUACCACUGUACCAUUGAGAGCAUACUCACCAACUGCAUCUCAGUGUGGUACGGCAAUUGUCCCGUAUCGGAAUACGAAGCACUCCAGCGUGUGGUGAAAACUGCCCAGUGGAUUAUCGGCACCCAUUUGCCCACCAUUGAGAACAUCUACCAUAAACGCUGCCCGGGCAGGGUGAAAAGCAUUAUCAAGGAUACAUCUCACCCUAACUAUGGACUUUUUACUCUCCUCCCAUCCGGUAGGCACUACAGGAGCCUUCAUUCCCGCACCAGCAGGCACAGGAAGAGCUGAACCUCACAUCACAGCGCUAAGCAGUAUUGCACCCAUAUUGUACUGUCUCAGUACUUUUAUAUUUGUGUGCUGUAGCACUUACUUUUUAUUCAGUUAUUUUGUAAAUAACACUAUUCUUUGCAUUUCUGGUCAGAUGCUAACUGCAUUUCAUUGGCUUUGUAUCUGUACUCGGCAUAAUGACAACAAAGUUAAAUCUAAUCUAUGGAUAGGAAUAAACAAUUGAUGUUUUUGAUUGAGACCUUCCAUCAGUACUUGAGGAAUAAUUGGGACUAGUUCGGUGGAUAUGGUGUUUGGCAUCAACUGGAUGGGCACAAGGGCCUGUAUCAGGAUGACUCUGUCAAUGAGCAGUAAAACCUGAAGGUGUAGGUGUAUCUGUUAUAAAGUGGGCAACAUCACUGGAUGUGUUGCUGAAAAAAUUAAAAAUUCCACAAAUGAUAAAUUAAAAUAAACUGAGACAAUAGCAAUUAGAUACAAAUAUAGUUAGGUAUAAUUGAGGGAUAAGCAUUACUCAGAGAUAUAGACAAUAAUUAUGGAUAUUAAGGGAUAAAUAUUAACGAUAGAUACUGAUGGAUAAAUCUAUUAAUAAUGAGAUCUAUCGAAGGCUAGCU
Mobula hypostoma (lesser devil ray) is the source of this 8672-nucleotide messenger RNA. RefSeq names its product G patch domain and ankyrin repeats 1 (gene gpank1). NCBI's taxonomy places the organism in Eukaryota, Metazoa, Chordata, Chondrichthyes, Myliobatiformes, Myliobatidae. The transcript has 3 exons. Gene Ontology annotation, molecular function: nucleic acid binding; protein binding. The record is from RefSeq and is a predicted model, not a curated record. Bases 1 to 1056 code for a protein of 351 amino acids.